Messenger RNA from Amphibalanus amphitrite, 385 nucleotides. Its product is annotated as putative U5 small nuclear ribonucleoprotein 200 kDa helicase. The annotation marks the transcript as partial. NCBI's taxonomy places the organism in Eukaryota, Metazoa, Arthropoda, Thecostraca, Balanomorpha, Balanidae. The transcript is spliced from 3 exons. Gene Ontology annotation, molecular function: RNA helicase activity; RNA binding. The record is from RefSeq and is a predicted model, not a curated record. Gene Ontology annotation, biological process: spliceosome conformational change to release U4 (or U4atac) and U1 (or U11). Gene Ontology annotation, cellular component: spliceosomal complex.
GUACCCCAACAUCGAGCUGACCUACGAGGUAACGGACAAGGACCGGGUGCGUUCCGGUCACCCGGUGCACCUGGUGGUCAGCCUGGAGCGAGAGGACGACGUCGUCGGACCCGUCAUCGCGCCCUUCUUCCCUCAGCGGCGGGACGAGGGCUGGUGGCUGGUGGUCGGCGACCCCAAGACCAACUCACUCAUCUCCAUCAAGCGGCUGACGCUGCAGCAGAAGGCCAAGGUGAAGCUGGACUUCGUGGCGCCGUCGCCCGGGAAGCACACUUACGUGCUGUACUUCAUGUCGGACUCGUAUAUGGGCUGCGACCAGGAGUACAAGUUCUCUCUGCAGGUUGGCGAGGCGGACAGUGACAGUGAGAGCGGCAGUGACAGCGACUGA